Messenger RNA from Varanus komodoensis (Komodo dragon), 2632 nucleotides. RefSeq names its product extracellular matrix protein 2 (gene ECM2). The coding region runs from base 137 to 2320 and encodes 727 amino acids. Gene Ontology annotation, biological process: positive regulation of cell-substrate adhesion; extracellular matrix organization. Gene Ontology annotation, cellular component: extracellular matrix. Gene Ontology annotation, molecular function: protein binding; collagen V binding; heparin binding. The record is from RefSeq and is a predicted model, not a curated record. NCBI's taxonomy places the organism in Eukaryota, Metazoa, Chordata, Lepidosauria, Squamata, Varanidae. The transcript is spliced from 10 exons.
ACAUAAUUGUACUGUUGCUUUGCUUGUUUUAAGAUAAGCAGCAGACAUUUCUCUCUUUUGCAGCUGGAGAUUAAAUGACACCAAGCAGAGUCUACUGUUAGAUUAGAUUAUCAGGACCCAGAAUAACAAAACAAAAAUGCAUUUGGAAGCACUUCUCUAUUAUUUUCUGCUUAUUUCUCUGAGUAUUGCUCUUGCUGAGAAUGAACACAAUGGAAUGCCCAGGAAAGCGAGGAGGAGGAGAAUGCGCUAUAGAAGAUUAAGAAAGGGCUCCUUAGCAAAUGGUAGAUUAAACAUGCAACCACAAAUCACAUCCCCAUUGCUAACUACUUCAGUACCAAACAUUCCACUUAUUAAUAUUGAUGGUGAUAUUACAGGAAUAUUUGGCUCUUUUAUUGGUUUAGAUGGACAAGAAUCCAGCUACAAUAUUUUACCAGGAAAGGAAGGACGCUGCUUUGUUAAUGGAAUGACUAUGUAUGACAAUGCUGUGUGGUCUCCUAAAGCCUGUGUCACAUGUCUUUGCUCAAAAGGAAAAGUGUUGUGUGAUGAAACCUUGUGCCAUCCUCUGACAUGUCACAAACAAAGGAUACCUGAAGGAGAGUGUUGUCCAGUGUGUACAGAUCCUGUAUUAAGUACUAUUCCAUUAGGUGACACAGCUGAGUUUUCUGGUGAUAUUCCUGAACCCAAUGACCCAAGUGGUACAGUUCUGCAAGAACAACAGGCACAAGAUGAAAGGAAUAAAAGGGACAAAAAACUUAUUGAAAAGAAUGGAAUUAAAAUUAAAGAGAAAGGGAAAAGGAAGAGAAAGAGGACAAGAAUAAAAAGCCACAAACAGAGUAGAAAACAGGAACCCAUAAAUAAUGAAAUGGAAGACAAGGAGAAAAUGAGAACAGAGGAAGAAAAAAGAAGAGCAUAUGCAGAAGAAGAGCAAAGAAUUGAAACAGAAUUCAAGAGAAUAGAAAAAGAAAAUGAAGAGCAAGAGCAUGAAAAAUAUGAAAGAAGUGAGGAGGAGGAAGAGGAUGUGGAGCAGGAGGAAGAGGUGGAGGAAGAGUAUAUUUUGCGUGGUGAUGUAUUCAGAAUGCCCCCUCGUUUCUCAGUUCCUGAGUCAUCUUCUGAGAUGCCUCCUUUGCCAACUGGAUGCUCCCACUUAGACAACACACUCAGCUGCAUUAAUGCCAAACUUUCACAAAUACCACCAAUCAUGGAUGCAGAGCUUACAAGCAUAGACCUGGAGGGCAAUUACAUCACUGCCAUUCCUGAUGCAGCUUUCAAUGGGAUUCCUAAUUUGGAAAGGAUUGAUCUUCGUAAAAAUAAUAUCACCUCAUCUGGCAUAGGUCCACAGGCAUUUAAAGUGUUGAAGAAUCUGCAGCGUUUAUAUAUGGAUGGAAAUGCAUUAAUUCAUAUUCCCACUGGUUUGCCAUAUACUUUAGAAGAACUUAAAAUAAAUGAAAACCAGUUACAUGCAAUUGAUGAAGAUAGCUUUGAAGGUUUAAAGAAGUUGGUGACACUGGAAUUAGAAGGCAACCAACUUAGUGAAGCAAAUGUCAGUCCUUUAGCUUUCCAGUCUUUGAAGAGCUUGUCAUAUUUGCGCCUUGGGCGAAAUAAAUUUAGGAUUAUUCCGCAAGGUCUUCCCCCUUCUAUUGAGGAAUUAUACCUUGAUAAUAACCAAAUUGAAGAAAUUACAGAUAUUUGCUUUAACCGUACCACAAAUAUAAACACAAUUGUUCUAAGACAUAACAAACUGGAGGAAAGCCGAAUAGCCCCACUGGCAUGGAUCAAUCAUGAGAACUUGGAAUCUAUUGACCUGUCUUACAAUAAAUUAUAUCAUGUUCCUUCCUAUCUACCCAAGUCGUUAGUGCAUCUUGUACUUAUAGGGAACCAAAUUGACAGAAUUCCAGGAUUUGUAUUUGGACACAUGAGGCCAGGGCUACAAUAUUUAUACCUUUCGUUUAACAAACUUGAUGAUGAUGGAAUUGACCCUGUGUCAUUCUAUGGGGCAUAUCACUCUCUGAAAGAAAUGUACUUAGAUCACAACCAGCUGAAGUCUGUGCCACUUGGAAUAGCAGAAAUGAGGUCAUUAACUUUUCUAAGGCUUAACAACAACAAAAUAAGAACAGUUCCUCUGGAGCGAAUCUGUAGAAUUGGAUUGGAUAAAGAGGAGGAAGGUGAUAAUACCAGUGAAGAGGAAUAUGAUGAAGAUUCACCAUUAGAACACCUUCAUCUUGAAUACAAUUAUAUCAAUACACGGGAGCUUUCACCAUACGCUUUUUCAUGCGUCAGAUCUUAUUCUAGUGUGGUUCUGAAACCCCAAAAGAUCAAAUAAAAACUGUUUUCUAUCAUAAAGCUAUUUUUUAUAUGUAAAUAAUAAAUUCAGAAUAUUUCUUCACCAGCAAAUAAAAGCAGAUCACAUACUAUGAAAGAUGGCUUAGCACCCUUAUUGCUCAAUGAAGGGCUUCAUUAUUGUUAAUGAAGGGCAAGAUGUAACUAUAGGAAUGUCUCCAUGAAAACAGGCAGUUUACAUCACUAGACAUAUUAGACUUGCAGAAUAUUUUAUACUCUAAUUAACAAAAAUGUCAUAUGCUAAUAUUCUUUCAAAUGUCAAUGUUAUAUGGUAGCACAAUAAAUUGAAGUUUAC